Pollicipes pollicipes is the source of this 840-nucleotide messenger RNA. RefSeq lists its product as uncharacterized. The record is from RefSeq and is a predicted model, not a curated record. The transcript has 8 exons. Lineage: Eukaryota; Metazoa; Arthropoda; Thecostraca; Pollicipedomorpha; Pollicipedidae. The annotation marks the transcript as partial.
CUGGGGGUCAGGCCAGACCGCGGCAGCGGGCACCACCAGCCACCGGUGACUCGGCAAUACUACUGCAAAUGUCGCCCGGGCUUCUACGGCGAGCACUGCCAGUACGGCGCCCUCUGCGACCCGGACAACAUGAUCAACCCCUGCCUCAACAACGGCACGUGCAAACAACGGAGCAACUGGGUCGAGUGCAAAUGCUACGAUCCGUACAAGGGCCUGCGCUGCCAGAUCAAGAUGGACGGAGCCCAGAAACUCGACUAUUGCCGCCGACGCUGGUCGCUUGCGUGCCAGCAGGACUGUGUGCGCGGCGAGGGGUCCAAACGGGGCAGGUGCGUCUGUCAUCAGGGAUACCAGCUGCAGCCCGACGGCGCAAGCUGCCGGCCCACAGCUCUGCGCCGCUAUAUCAUCGAGGUGACGAUCCGUGACCGGGACAUCCAGCUGGACGACACAAACAUCGAAGCUCGCUUUCGUUUCAAUCGCACACGGUUUCAAGACUCCAAGCCUCUUCGAAUAAUUGAAAACCCCGCGGGCAGUGCCCGGCACCAGCUGCAGUUCUUGCUGACGGCGCUGCUCGCGGACGAGGCGGCCGUGUACGGCUGGGUCGCCGACGCGGUGCGUCGCGGCCGGCUCGGGGACGUGCGCGUGCGCCCGCUCCGGUUCGGCUUCCGGUCCGAGCCUGAGCUGCUCAUCAUGGGGCUGACUGUCGACAACGAAGGCACUCCCAGGUCGCUGGGGUCCCAGGUGCGGCUGACCUGCCGGGUCCGUGGCGCAGCGACCGCUGAGGUGCGCUGGUACAAGGGUGGCGCGCUCAUCAACGCCACCAGAGCCUCCACCAUCAGGUGA